Strongylocentrotus purpuratus (purple sea urchin) is the source of this 3140-nucleotide messenger RNA. RefSeq lists its product as uncharacterized. The transcript has 9 exons. Gene Ontology annotation, molecular function: zinc ion binding. Bases 114 to 2507 code for a protein of 797 amino acids. NCBI's taxonomy places the organism in Eukaryota, Metazoa, Echinodermata, Echinoidea, Camarodonta, Strongylocentrotidae. The record is from RefSeq and is a predicted model, not a curated record.
ACCGCACAUUUUGAGUUAGAGUUCGAAGUCUGGCUUUUGUAAUUUUGUUCCAUGCACGCCAUCCCUCGAAAUGUUUGGCUUAAUCUAGACGAGUGGUAGGACCCUAAUUCAACAUGAAUUCUGAAUGUGUUUGUGAUGGUGUGGCAGCCAAUGGUGUAAUGUCAUCAAAUUUGCAGGAGAUUCUACCCAGGGGGUAUGACUACCAUGUUUGCACCAUGGAUGAACGUCCUGGACCCACCUUAGCCUUUACAGGUGUUGUUAGGGUAAACAUAAGUGAUGAAGCUGUUGCUAAGCAGUGGGUGAAGGAAUUUGAGGAAUCCUCGUACUGCACUUGGCGGGUUCUGAGGACCUACAUCAACACUCACAGAUAUGUUCGGUUCAAAAAAUCUUACAAAUGUCAACACAAUAUACGAGCGUCAACAGGCAGCAAUGAAAAUAGGAAAACCCCGAGUAAAGAUACAAAGUGCCCGACCAAAUUCACCAUCACUGUGAAGACUACCAUGACUGCAGAAAACAGGAUCUCCAAAAACAUGACAGACAAACAUCUCCCUCAGUUUCCAACCAUGUUACAAUUUAGGUAUGACCACAAUCACAACAUCCACUGUGCAGCAACUCUGAGACAUCGAGAUGUAUCAAAGGCAACAGAGGAAAAACUGACCACACUGUUCUACGAGAAAUAUGGUCCCACUGCCGCACUCGAGGCCCUCAAGUGUGAACUGAAGUUGGAGUAUGGGGACCAAUACUACAAGGUGGCUGGUGAUCGAUCUAUUUGUCCCGAUGUGCAGUACUGCAGCAGAUUGUAUCGGAAGAAUUUCAAAGCUAUUUAUGGUGUUGCCAGUGGCGAUCAAGAUAUGCUGACCAGUUUGAAAGCAUUUGCAGAUCAGUAUAAUGCAAGAGAUGGGAAGAUAGCAGUGGAGGUUGCCGACAACCAGGUCAUUGUAGCCAUCUGCACACCUUUAAUGCAACGUGUGCAUACAAUGCACACAUCUUCGAGCAAGCUGUGUUUCAUGGAUGCGUCCAGCAAUAUGGAUCGUGAUAACUGCAAAGUGUUCAUGCUACUCACGCACUCGUGUGUUGGCGGGCUACCUCUUGGAGUUCUUAUUACACCAUCAGAAACACAGGCUACAAUUACAGCUGCCCUACAGCUACUGCAGACCAUCUUGCCAGCAGGAUGCUUUGGUGGAAGGGGUGCCGUCGGCCCGCAGAUCUUCAUUACAGAUGACUGUAUGGCUGAGCGACGGGCCUUGAAAGAUCUCUUUCCACAAAGCAAGCAGCUGUUGUGUUCCUUCCACCUUUUAAAGGCCACAUGGAGGUGGCUUUGGAGCAGUCCAAACCAGAUCCCGCUUGCCGAUAGGCCAAACUACCUUGCCCAAAUGAAGAGAAUUAUUUUCGCCUCAACUCCUGAAGAGACUGAUGCCCUUUUUCACUCCAGUAUGUUUGAUCCAACCCUUAACCAGUCUUACAGGGACUAUCUGGCCAGUACUUACUCAAGGAGACAUGAAUGGGCGUGCUCAUAUAGGACAGAUUUGCCACUUCGGGGCAACACCACGAACAAUUAUGGCGAGGCAGCAAUGCGUGUCCUGAAAGACCGGAUCUUGGCAAGGACAAAGGCCGUCAAUGUUGCCCAACUUGCAGACUUGCUUUCUAAUAAUCUGCAGGAUUACUAUGAGAGAAGAAUUCUUGAUGUUGCUAACGGGCGGGUGGAUCAUGUGCUCUCUAGCAGAAGUGCGGUCAAACCCGGUGACAUUACCGAUCAAGACAUCACCAAGAUAUCUGAAAUGGAGUUUGAGGUUGUGAGCCAUAGCGUGGAGUACCACGUUGACACCCAAGUGGGAUGCUGCACGUGCCAUGCAGGCAGGACUGGUGGGUCUUGUAAGCAUCAGGCUGCUGUCAAGCACCACUGUGUCACAUCCAUGAACUUUGUACCCCUGCCGAUCGAUGUUGCCACCAAAAUCCUGUUAUACAGAAUUGCUACAGGUCAUGAUGCUCCUGAGUCAGGCUGGUUUGCUGGACUACAAAGUGAUUCAGCCUAUGAGGAUGCCAUCCAAGAAACCCAAGCAGAAGUUGCAGAACUAUCAGACAUCAUCCAGGACUUCGAGGAAGACUAUAAUCUAGGAGAACCUUCUUCCCCCUCGACCUCCCAUGUGACAGCAUAUUCACGAAUCGAUGAGGUCAAAGAACGGUUUAAGACUGAAUUCUUUGAUAGGGUCAUGGAGAAAAUGGACACUUGCCCAGAAACAUUUGUACCGGCUGUGGAGGCAAUGCUGAAGCAGUGUAAAAGCAUACACGCAGACAGCAAUCUAGCAUCUGGCAUGUUCGCGUUUGCCAAAGACUCAACGAGAGGUGCAUCUGCAAGGAAGCUUGCUGUGAAAAGGUUGAAUCUGGCAGGGACAAGGAAGAUAGGGGUGCAGCCCACUGCUACUGCCAGGAGAAGGCCCAGAAAAGGGGGCAAGCAAAUUGCUGACGUCCUUGCAAGACUUUCAGUAUGUCGAGGAGUGAACGUAUAGUGACCUUGAAAAUCUAUAGUUGAGCGUAGUGCUGCUGCGGUGGAUAAGAAAUGAUACAAAUUGUUUAAACAGUACCAUUUGUUGCGCCUUUCCCAAAAAAUAACACUAAACCAGGAGAAAACAGCAUAUAAAUUGUAAGCCAAAAUUGUUUUGAGCACCCAAAUUGGUCUUAUAGCUUCUCAUACACUGUUUUAUUUUUUUCCACAACAAUUAUUACAUACUGCUUUUCAAAUUUCUUACAGAGAAAAAAAAAAUGUGUGGCUGAGACUCACUAAAAUUUUGCUCAAAAUUAAUAUUUUGGCAGAAAGGAAGGUGUGGAGUGCCAAUUGCUACCCCACCCAUUUUAUAUAUGCCUAGAUUACAUGCACUUCCACCACAUUCGUUUCCCAAUUAAAGUAUGCAUACCCAAAUGUAAUUACCUUGAUCUUUUUACCUAUCAUGUGAUUUAUGAUAAAAGUGCAAAAUUGCUUUCAUUUAAUCCUAGAAAGUGAACCUAUCCUGUGGUAGCAUUGAUUUUAGUUCCAUGAUUUUAAAUUGAAUUGUUUUUAUAUUUUUGACAGCCUUGAUCCCUUUCGAUCGUCAAGAAUUUCAUGAUUCAUAUUGAGUUGCAAUAAAAAUUCAGAUAAAUCAUCA